ACCCGAGAGACACAGCAAAAGCGCACGAUAGCGAGCGGAUGACGCUUCACGGCCGGAGCGAGCGGACUUGACCUCCGUGCACGCGCGCGACCGGCACCGAAGCGGAGACUGCUGCUGCUGCUGCUGAUGACGACAACGACAAGCACCCGCAUCAAAUUUGGCGGCUUUGAGGUGCACCAGCAAGUUUUUGAUCCGACUCCACCACCGCGGCGCCCAUGACGGAGCAGUGAAGGCGCCAUCGUGACCCCCGGCGGCUGAGCGUCGCUCCCGGAGCAGCGUUCCCACGACGCUUCCUGCCCAUGGGCGGUCCGGCGUCUGAGGAGGAGGCGGCGGCGGCGGCGGGCCCCGAGCCGGCUCGCGGCAGAGCGCGCGCGUGGCGGCGCCGGCGGCGGGCGAGCCGCUUUGUGAAGAAGGACGGCCACUGCAACGUCCGCUACGUCAACGUGAGCGAGAAGGGUCAGCGUUACCUGGCCGACAUCUUCACCACCUGCGUGGACGUGCGCUGGCGCUGGAUGCUGCUCAUCUUCUGCUCAGCCUUCCUGCUCUCCUGGCUCUUCUUUGCUUGCGUCUUCUGGCUUCUGGCCAUCCUCCACGGCGACCUGGAGGUCCGCGGCGGCGGCGGCGGCCACGCGUGCGUCUCCAACGUCAGCACCUUCACGGCCGCCUUCCUGUUCUCGGUGGAGACGCAGACCACCAUCGGCUACGGCUCCCGCUACGUGACGGACGAGUGCCCGGCGGCCGUCUUGGCCGUGGUCUUCCAGAGCAUGGUGGGCUGCGUCAUCGACGCCUUUGUGGUCGGCGCCAUCAUGGCCAAGAUGGCCAAGCCCAAGAAGAGGAACGAGACCUUGGUGUUCAGCCACCACGCGGCUGUGGCCGUGAGGGACGACAAGCUGUGCCUGAUGUGGCGGGUGGGCAACCUGCGACGGAGUCACCUGGUGGAGGCUCACGUGCGGGCGCAGCUGCUGCGCUCCCGCACCACCGCCGAGGGCGAGCACAUCCCUCUGGAGCAGACGGACAUCGACGUGGGCUUCGACAGUGGCGUGGACCGCAUCUUCCUGCUGUCGCCCAUCACCGUGGUGCACGUGAUCGACGAGGACAGUCCUCUGUACGACGUGGGCGAGCGGGAGCUGCGCGCCUGCGACCUGGAGGUGGUGGUGAUCCUGGAGGGCAUGGUGGAGGCCACCGCCAUGACCACGCAGUUCCGCAGCUCCUACCUGGCCUCCGAGAUCUUGUGGGGCCAUCGCUUUGAGCCCGUGCUCUUCCCGGAGAACGACCGCUACCGGGUGGACUACUCGCGCUUCCACGCCACCUACGAGGUGCCCGGCACGCCGCGCUGCAGCGCCCGCCAGUUGGGGCGCGACAAGUACGCGGCGUCCGCCGCCGGUUCCUUCUGCUACGAGAAUGAGCUGGCGGCGGCCGAGGCUCGGGAGGACACGGACGAAGGCAACGGCGGCAGCGUGGGCCCCGACGCCCUCCAGGACGCCGAGCCCGACCCGCUCGGGCGAGAGUCGGAGCUGUGAAGUGCGCCAGGCGGCAAAUGUGACUGACUGAAUGAAUGAAGAUUGACGUUUCUUCUCUGGUUUGGCGAACGGUACAAAAACAAAGCUUUGCUGGCGCGUAUCACAGGUUAUUGGCCACCUUCCUAACGUUCAC
Messenger RNA from Syngnathus acus (greater pipefish), 1653 nucleotides. It is a transcript of the gene kcnj2a, whose product is annotated as potassium inwardly rectifying channel subfamily J member 2a. Gene Ontology annotation, molecular function: inward rectifier potassium channel activity. Gene Ontology annotation, cellular component: plasma membrane. Bases 300 to 1520 code for a protein of 406 amino acids. The transcript has 2 exons. Lineage: Eukaryota; Metazoa; Chordata; Actinopteri; Syngnathiformes; Syngnathidae. The record is from RefSeq and is a predicted model, not a curated record. Gene Ontology annotation, biological process: regulation of monoatomic ion transmembrane transport; potassium ion import across plasma membrane.